Sorex fumeus (smoky shrew) is the source of this 7263-nucleotide messenger RNA. It is a transcript of the gene MYT1L, whose product is annotated as myelin transcription factor 1 like. Gene Ontology annotation, molecular function: RNA polymerase II cis-regulatory region sequence-specific DNA binding; zinc ion binding; DNA-binding transcription factor activity, RNA polymerase II-specific. NCBI's taxonomy places the organism in Eukaryota, Metazoa, Chordata, Mammalia, Eulipotyphla, Soricidae. The record is from RefSeq and is a predicted model, not a curated record. Bases 946 to 4524 code for a protein of 1192 amino acids. Gene Ontology annotation, cellular component: nucleus. Gene Ontology annotation, biological process: regulation of transcription by RNA polymerase II. The transcript has 26 exons.
GCGUGCAUUAGGGGAUGCAUGUGGAAGUAAAACAGAUCCCUCAGGCCUGCGAGCCUAUCGCGCUGCGUUUGUCAUUCCUGCCGGGCGACAUUUUUUUCCCUUAAGCUACUGCACUCUAAACAGUGAGAGAGCUUUCCCUGCAGUCUUCUUCAAGCCCCUAUUUUUUCCUUUCCUCAUUGUUUGUGGGUGUAUUUUAAUUCUUUUUUUUUUUCAUUCCCUGGACUAUGGGUUAAGAUUUCAAUAUUCACUGAAGACAAAAACAACCUUUUCUGCAUCUCGGUGAGAAGUUCACGCAGAGGCCAAGGCCACAGUGCAUGAGCUGUCAUCUGAACACGUGUCCACCCACGCUUAUAUCUGAAGAAUCACAGAGUGUGAUGGUUCUGCAGCUGCUCUGCCGCCCUGUGGCAACAGCUGCCCUUUUCCGGAGCAGAAGACACGUGUGCAAGGAAACCCAGGCUAGACAGAAAGAUGGGGCUUGUGCUAAAACAUAAUUCACCCCCAAUUUAUCCUCUUGAUAAAUUGCAUGACCUGGAAAAUGAACCCGGUGGUGAAUUGGUGAAUCACGCCUGGUGGGCAUCUCCGGGAGCAAUUUCCGGGGAAGCAAAAUCGGAUCCACAGAGCAAGUAGGCAACAGAGCUCAGAGUGACCACAUCUGGUGGAAGAGGAAAAAAAUGUAGUUAUUGAGUCCAAUCAAGUGUCUGUAUAUCUCAAAUUAUCAAGAACAUCCUAUCAAGAAAGGUUCUGGCUGGUCCCACAGACAUAUGGCUAUCCAAGGAGCCACAUAAAGAUGGAGAAAUGGAGACACAGAGAAAUUAAGUGACUUUGCCACAGUUCCAAGCUGGAGAGGACCAGAAUUAGAACUUAGAGAGAACCCUGACUCUGGGCCUGUGUCCUGCCCACAGAGUCACGCUGCCUCCCUUCCUAGGAGAGAAGACUUCCUGCAAGAUGGAGGUGGACGCCGAGGAGAAGCGUCAUCGCACACGGUCCAAAGGGGUCCGAGUUCCCGUGGAACCAGCCAUACAAGAGCUGUUCAGCUGUCCCACUCCUGGCUGUGAUGGCAGUGGUCACGUUAGUGGCAAAUAUGCAAGACACAGAAGUGUAUAUGGCUGCCCCUUGGCCAAAAAAAGAAAAACGCAAGAUAAACAGCCCCAAGAACCUGCUCCCAAACGGAAAGCUUUUGCAGUGAAAGCUGACAGCUCCUCAGUGGAUGAAUGCUAUGAAAGUGAUGGCACUGAGGACAUGGAUGAGAAGGAUGAAGAGGAAGAAGAGGAGGAGGAGGAGUACUCCGAGGAUGAUGAUGAGCAGAGGGAUGAGGAUGACGAAGAUGAGGAGGUGGACCGAGAGGAAGAGGAGGAGCUGGAGGAGGAUGAUGAGGAUGACGAUGAAGAUGGAGAGGAUGUAGAGGAUGAGGAGGAGGAAGAAGAGGAGGAGGAGGAAGAAGAAGAGGAGGAAGAAGAAGAAAAUGAAGACCAUCAAAUGAAUUGUCACAAUGCUCGAAUCAUGCAAGACUCUGAGAAGGAUGACAACAAUAAUGAUGAGUAUGACAACUAUGAUGAGCUGGUGGCCAAGUCCCUGCUCAAUCUGGGCAAGAUUGCUGAGGAUGCAGCCUACCGGGCCCGGACUGAGUCAGAAAUGAACAGCAAUACCUCCAAUAGUCUGGAAGAUGACAGUGACAAAAAUGAAAACCUGGGUCGGAAAAGCGAAUUGAGUCUAGACCUCGACAGCGAUGUGGUGAGAGAAACCGUGGACUCCCUCAAAUUGUUAGCACAAGGGCACGGUGUGGUGCUCACAGAAAACAUGAAUGACAGAAGUUAUGCUGACUCCAUGUCUCAGCAAGACAACCGGAACAUGAAUUAUGUCAUGUUAGGAAAGCCUAUGAACAAUGGUCUCAUGGAGAAGAUGGUGGAGGAGAGCGAUGAGGAGGUGUGCCUAAGCAGCCUGGAGUGCUUGAGGAACCAGUGUUUUGACCUGGCCAGGAAACUGAGCGAGACCAACCCGCAGGAGAGGAGCCAGCAGCAGAACAUGAACAUCCGCCAGCACGGCCGGCAAGAGGACGACUUCCCAGGAAGGACGCCGGACAGGAACUACUCGGACAUGAUGAACCUGAUGAGGCUGGAGGAGCAGUUGAGUCCCAGAUCUAGAACUUUCUCCAGCUGUGCUAAGGAGGAUGGGUAUCACGAAAGAGAUGAUGACACCACUUCUGUGAACUCGGACAGGUCUGAGGAAGUGUUUGACAUGACCAAGGGAAACUUAACUCUCCUUGAGAAAGCCAUUGCUUUGGAAACUGAGAGAGCAAAGGCCAUGAGGGAGAAAAUGGCAAUGGAAGCCGGCAGGCGGGACACUAUGAGGUCCUAUGAGGAGCAGUCUCCAAGACAACUCCCUGGGGAUGAGAGAAAGCCUAAAUCCAGUGACAGCCAUGUCAAAAAGCCAUACUAUGGUAAAGAUCCCUCGAGAACAGAAAAGAAAGAGAGCAAGUGUCCAACCCCGGGGUGUGAUGGAACUGGCCACGUAACUGGGCUUUACCCGCAUCAUCGCAGCUUGUCUGGAUGCCCGCACAAAGAUAGGGUCCCUCCAGAAAUUCUUGCCAUGCAUGAAAAUGUUCUCAAGUGUCCUACUCCGGGCUGCACAGGGCGAGGGCAUGUAAAUAGCAACAGGAACUCGCACCGAAGCCUCUCUGGAUGCCCUAUUGCUGCAGCAGAGAAAUUGGCAAAGGCCCAAGAAAAACACCAGAGCUGUGAUGUAUCCAAGUCCCACCAAGCCUCUGACCGAGUGCUAAGGCCAAUGUGCUUUGUAAAGCAGCUCGAGAUCCCUCACUACGGCUACAGAAACAACGUCCCCACGACCACGCCUCGCUCCAACCUGGCCAAAGAGCUUGAGAAAUAUUCCAAGACUUCGUUUGAAUACAACAGUUACGACAGCCAUACUUACGGCAAGCGGGCCAUAGCUCCCAAGGUGCAAACCAGGGAUAUAUCCCCCAAAGGAUAUGAUGCGAAGCGGUACUGCAAGAACGCCAGCCCCAGCAGCAGCACCACCAGCAGCUAUGCACCCAGCAGCAGCAGCAACCUGAGCUGCGGCGGGGGCAGCAGCGCCAGCAGCACAUGCAGCAAAAGCAGCUUCGACUACACGCAUGACAUGGAGGCAGCCCACAUGGCAGCUACGGCCAUCCUCAAUCUGUCUACACGCUGCCGAGAGAUGCCUCAGAACCUGUCCACCAAGCCACAGGACCUGUGCUCUGCGCGGAACCCUGAUAUGGAGGUGGAUGAGAAUGGAACCCUGGACCUCAGCAUGAACAAGCAAAGGCCACGCGAGGGCUGUUGCCCAAUUCUAACCCCCCUGGAGCCCAUGUCCCCGCAGCAGCAGGCGGUGAUGAACAAUCGGUGUUUCCAGCUGAGCGAGGGGGACUGCUGGGACUUGCCUGUAGACUACACCAAAAUGAAGCCGCGGAGGGUAGAUGAGGAGGAUUCCAAAGAGAUUACUCCUGAAGACUUGGAUCCUUUCCAGGAAGCCCUGGAAGAAAGAAGGUAUCCGGGGGAGGUGACCAUCCCAAGUCCCAAGCCCAAAUACCCUCAGUGCAAGGAGAGCAAAAAGGACCUAAUAACUCUGUCGGGCUGCCCUCUGGCUGACAAAAGCAUUCGAAGUAUGCUGGCCACCAGCUCUCAAGAACUCAAGUGCCCCACCCCUGGCUGUGACGGCUCUGGGCACAUUACCGGCAAUUACGCUUCUCAUCGAAGCCUUUCAGGUUGCCCGAGAGCUAAGAAAAGUGGCAUCCGGAUAGCACAGAGCAAAGAAGAUAAAGAAGACCAGGAGCCAAUCAGAUGUCCCGUGCCGGGCUGUGACGGCCAGGGCCACAUCACCGGGAAGUAUGCCUCCCACCGCAGCGCGUCGGGGUGCCCGUUGGCGGCCAAGAGGCAAAAGGAUGGGUACCUCAAUGGCUCGCAGUUCUCCUGGAAGUCGGUCAAGACGGAGGGCAUGUCAUGCCCCACGCCGGGAUGCGAUGGCUCGGGACACGUCAGCGGCAGCUUCCUUACACACCGGAGCUUGUCAGGAUGCCCAAGAGCCACCUCUGCAAUGAAGAAGGCAAAGCUAUCAGGAGAGCAGAUGCUGACCAUCAGGCAGCGAGCCAGCAAUGGUAUAGAGAACGAUGAAGAAAUCAAACAGUUAGAUGAAGAAAUUAAGGAGCUGAAUGAAUCCAACUCCCAGAUGGAAGCGGAUAUGAUAAAACUUAGAACUCAGGUAACAAUUACUACAAUGGAGAGCAACCUGAAGACGAUAGAAGAGGAGAACAAAGUAAUUGAACAGCAAAAUGAGUCUCUUCUUCAUGAACUGGCCAACUUAAGCCAGUCUUUAAUUCAUAGUCUAGCUAACAUCCAGCUGCCGCACAUGGAUCCAAUCAAUGAACAAAAUUUUGAUGCAUACGUGACUACUUUGACGGACAUGUAUACAAAUCAAGAUCGUUAUCAGAGCCCAGAAAAUAAAGCCCUACUGGAAAAUAUAAAGCAGGCUGUGAGAGGAAUUCAGGUCUGAACAGCUGCUAGUGAUGGAUCUUGCUUAAAAAAACAAAAAAACAAAAAAAACAAAAAAAAACAAAAAAAAAGAAAGAAAACAAAAAAAAAGGAUGCCUCUUGUUUUUUGCUGCUGUAAUUUACAGAAAGUGUUAUAUAUUUAUUUCUGUUUGAAACAGUGUUAUGCUUACAAGACUUCAUAAUGAUUUUAUGUCUUGCUUUAAAGAUAGCACCUGCAGGAUAGUUUUUGAAUACAUUCACAUUUUGUACGUUUUCAUAUAAGCUGACAUAGUGUGAUAUGCCAUGUAAUGUUUAUAGCUGCUAAUGUAUGCACAUUUGGGGGUAUAUAUAUUUCUGAAGAGGUAAGCUGAUCAAAAUAAAUAGAGUGUAAAUUCUUUUUAAUGCUUUAGUGAUUAAAUGUUUUAGUAUUUUGAACUGAAAUGGACAAAACAAAAAAAAAAACCUACAGCUUUGAAUGAUCAUGUGGUGGUCCUAAAACCACUUUUUAGACAUUAUCAUUCUGCCUCAUGUUGGAGGAUUUUAUGGAAUUUAAGAAAUACAUUUUGUGUGCAUAUUGUUUCAUAGCAAGAAUUGGUUGCAAAAAAAUGCUUUAUUUUUGAACAAUGCUUGGAAAUAUUAUGUGAUUUUUUUGUUUGUUUGUUUUAGGAGGAUGGUGUAUGGUGGGGGCAAUAAAUGAGGUUUUUUGCAUUCCAAGGAAAUGGCAUAUGGAUUAUCUGUAAGAAAUGAGAUAAGUAAUUUAUUGUAAGACAACAUCAAGCCAUGGAAACUUGGCAGAAGAUUCAAAGCAGCUUAAACAGCACUUUUAAAUUAACUCCUGAGCAUUACAUGGUGUGACUAUGGGAACUCCACUUAAGACAGGGGCUUAUCAGAGGUGGACAACACGAAGAUUUCCUUUCCAUUCUCAAUAAACUUUGGAACAACCUUCUCUUAUCUCCCCGCGUUCUGUGCCCCUCUACACUGUCUGUUAUUGCAAUAUGGUUUAUCGAACAGAGUCUGUAUGUUUUCAUUGAUGCGCAAAGAUAAUUUAAGAGUAUUUAUUUCCCCCUUUCUACUUUAAAAGAUUUAUUAUUGUUGUUCUUGUCAUUUGACAUGGGUGGGGAGGGGAAUGAAGGCAAAUGAUUGGCGAGUCUGUGGGGUGCUGGACUGGGUUUUCUGCUGGACUGCUUGGAAGGCUGCUCAGGCUGCUUUCUCCAGAUGCCCCACACCUUUGGCUUUGCAAAGCUUUGGGUACUCUUCAGAGUACCCUCAAAACGAAGCUUGUGUUCCCCUUGGAGACCAGCUGAGCACCUGGCAUCUGCACAGCCUUGUCGUUUGGUUUGCCCUGAUCUAUUCUAAGAUGAAUGCAAUCAGAUUUUAAGAGUAAUUAAAAAAUACUUCAGCACUUUUUUGCUUUACACGCGACCAUCUUAGACUCCUUUCUACCUUGGGGAUUUGAUUGUUUGAUCCGACGACUGCACUAUCUGUCUGCAUAAGACCACUUUUGAUUGCUGCGUUCUUCCCUUCUGAGUAGUCCCUAGGACAACGUGUUGUGUUUUCUGAUGUUGACUUGCUUUACAUGUAAUAGCAUCUCUUCCUUCCAUGUCUUGAUGUUAUGCAGGAAGUACAAAAGUACUUUAAAAUUUUGUUAUGAAAAAAAAAAGAUGGGUUUUGUAAAAAUAAAAAAAAUAUUUUUAGCAGAACAGGACUUACAGGGUCAUUGUCCCCACAACGUGCCAGUCGACUAUUUGCACUUACCUUGUCCUAUAUCCGUACGGAGGUGUGCAAUUCCUGGUGUCAGCAGCCUCGCGAUGCUGAGCCUGGAAGAAUUAGAGGAGGCCCUCAAGGCUGACCCGAUAAUGUUGCUAAGGGAGAUUACAGGGAUCUCACAGCAAAUAUUCUGAUACAAUACUCAACCUCGGUAUAUAUAUAUGUAUAAAUAUAUGUACAUCCCAGCGGCACUUUAUACUGCUCACUGUACAAACGCUUACAGUUUUCCACGAGGACUUUAAUAACUAGCUGGGAAAAGAUGAUGUAAUUACUCGGGGGCCCUGCAGCCUUUCUGCAGCGCGCCCUCUUUCUGUUGUGCUAUUAGUUGUAGCUGCCAUGCUCAGAAUUGCCUUUUUGAGAGCUGAAGCAAGGUGCUUCUUGUCACCUGAUGCCAUAUCUAUCGUCCAGGGCUCUGGCCUCCUGGCAGGGCCCCUUGUUCAUAUCGGCAUAUGCAUUUCCCCGCCGCGUUGUGUCUGCAGCUUCUUUGCCAAUAUAGUAAUGCUUUUAGUAGAGUAAUAGAUAGUAUCAGUUUUGGGUUCUUGUUAUUACCUAUGUACAAUGGAAAGGGGUUUUAAGCACAAAUCUGCUGCUCAUCUAACGUUGGUACAUAAUAUCAAAUCAAAAGUUAUCUGUGACUAUUAUAUAGGGAUCACAAAAGUGUCACGUAUUAGAAUGCUGACCUUUCAUAUGGAAUUAUUGUGAGUCAUCAGAGUUUAUUUAUUAUAACUUAUUGUUCAUAUUCAUUUCUAAGUUACUUUAAGUAAUCAUUUAUUAAGACAGAAUUUUGUAUAAAUAUUUAUUGUGCUCUCUGUGGAACUGAAGUUUGAUUUAUUUUUGUACUACACAGCAUGGGUUUGUUGACACUUUAAUUUUGCUAUAAAUGUGUGGAAUCACAAGUUGCAGUGAGACUUCAUUUUUAAAUUGUGAACUUUGUACAAAUUUUGUCAUGCUGGAUGUUAACACAUCUUACUCUAAAUAAAAAGGUGUUGCCACA